AGGCAACUGAAGGGGAGGGAGAGAGUGUGAGACCAUACAGCCGCUUUCCUUGCAGUUUUCCUUCAAUUAAUUUAAAGUAGUUACUUAGAUAUAAAAGCCCGUUACUCUAAUUGAUUUUUAAAGUGCAUCAACUUUUAUUCGACUAUAAUUCGAGGUAAAGAAAAGGAUUUACUUUGUUAGCCGCGAUAGCUAGCCAACUUAGCACCCUAUUAUAACAGAGCUGAAAACUUGGACUUAAAGUUCAGGCUAUUAUUCGUUUUCUCUGAGUUUUUAGUCAAUGCACUCGGAAGUAAUCGUUUUAUGUCAUUAAGAUUUGCUCAAGUUUGGACUCGUUGACGGGGCGUUGCUGUGUCUGUUUGGGAAACAUCCUGCAGGGAAACCAUUGACGUUUGCCAGCGACUUGGAACAAAUCUUUUUGAAACGACUCUUCCACCGUGUUGUUGCGUACGAGUUUUGGGGGGUGAAAUAACCAACGCGCAGAUUUGGAAUUUCUUUGCAAGUUUGACCUAUCUAGCUAGCUACUUCAAAAAUGGCCGGAGUCAAUAGCAUCGAGGCAGUGAAGCGAAAAAUCAAAGUUCUGCAGCAACAGGCCGAUGAAGCUGAGGAGAGAGCUGAGAUCUUGCAAAGACAGGUCGAAGAAGAAAAGCGGUCCAGGGAACAGGCUGAGGCUGAGGUGGCGUCCCUGAACAGGCGUAUCCAGCUGGUGGAGGAGGAGUUGGACAGGGCCCAGGAGAGACUGGCCACCGCUCUGCAGAAGCUGGAGGAGGCUGAGAAGGCUGCGGACGAGAGCGAGAGGGGCAUGAAGGUGAUUGAGAACAGGGCCCUGAAGGACGAGGAGAAGAUGGAGAUGCAGGAGAUCCAGCUGAAGGAGGCCAAGCACAUCGCUGAGGAAGCCGACAGGAAGUACGAGGAGGUGGCUCGUAAGCUGGUGAUCAUCGAGGGUGACUUGGAGCGUACAGAGGAGAGGGCAGAGCUGGCGGAGACCAAAGUCCGGAGGUUGGAUGAACAGCUGAGGGGUUUCGACCAAUCCCUGAAGAGCCUGCAGGCCUCUGAGGACAAGUACUCCCAGAAAGAGGACAAGUACGAGGAGGAGAUAAAGAUCCUGACCGACAAACUCAAGGAGGCUGAGACCCGCGCUGAGUUUGCUGAGAGGUCAGUGGCGAAACUGGAGAAGACGAUCGACGACCUGGAAGAUGCCCUGGCUACUGCCAAGGAGGCAAACGUGAAGCUCCACGCCACCCUGGACCAGACCCUGGAGGAGCUGAACAGCUGCUGAACAACCCCCUGGAGCUCCAGCCUGGGCCUUCCUGUUCCCCAGCACCACCCCUGCUCCCCACCCCCCAACCCUGACCCCAGCCCUAGCCUUGAUUGUCUGUCUGUGCUGGAGGACUGUGUUUAGGGAUGGGAAUUGGGUUGACUCGAUUGUUUUUGGUGAAGGUAGCACUUUCUCCAGUCCACACCUAGCCAAAAGUUUCUUGCCUUCUAGGUCAUCCUGUACGGCCGAAACGCUUCUCCCACAUUCCCAACCCUUCUCCCACAUUCCCAACCCAAGUAUCUAUGGCUUUCCUACAGACUAGUGUCUGCAUUUUUUGUAGUCUGUCUCUUCAUAGCACUCUUCUCACCUCAACAACUGCGACAUAUACUCAAGCAUUCGCGUCUUAAGUGUUCAUCACCAGUCUCUGAUUUGACACAUUCCAGAUUGGGGUGCCGUUUAAGUGUUUCCUCACAGAGGUGAUUCCCCUGACUAACUUCCUUUUGGCUGUCAGCUGUUUCACCAUAAGCAUUGUGAAUAGUUUCAGGCUUUUCUGCUCUGGCUACUGGCCUGGUGAGAGGGAUGUGUUUUGGGUCCAUUGGAACUCUUUUUGAAAGGUUUGAGAAAAGCAACUCUUAACUCGGCUCUGCUUUUCUAUUCCUUUGGAAUGGGAACAAACCAUUCCAAUUCAUAACUGCCUCCCAUAUCGACACUUGCCCCAUCUUAUUUCCAAUCCCCACUAUUCACUGUCCAACCACUUGCCCUCGACUGGUACUUCUCAACCAGAGCACUGUUUUUUUAAUUGAUAAGUGACUGUGCCAAUUUUGAGGGAUCGCAAAAGUCUUACCUUUUGUGCAGUCGUUAUGUUGUCAUAUUCAAGAACAUACUGGAGAUUGAAUUUGCUUUUUUGGGGGGUUUUGUGUAUGGGUUUUUUUUUUUUCAUAAGGGAGGUGUUUUAGUUUCACUGUGGUAUUUGUGAGGUUUUUAUUUUCCCCAAACUAUUCCCCAAAAAGGGCCACCAUCUUAACUUACUGUAAACAAAACGGUUACAUUUUGAGUCAGUUAUUUUUGUUCUUCCCUUAAGAUCAGGAAAUUUCGUUUUAGAUCAUUAUAAGGAUUCAAUUAGCUUGGAUGAUGUGCAGUUUUUCCUUUUUUCAGCCAUAUUGUUUCUUCAGAUAUGAUGCGAGAAGUGGGUAGGGAGGGUAGUGAUCAGCCAAUCACAACGCGUUCCACUGCCAAAAUGGAAGCAUAGGGGCCAAUGAGAAGGGAAACACAAAAGGGUAUUGUCUAAACCUAUCAGUAUAGAUUAUUAAAACUAUAUUUUUUUUCUGCAAAUGAAGUGAGCUGCAAGCAUAAUAAAAUUAAAUAAAGGAAUACAAAUAUCGUAUUUGCAUCAAGUAAAAAGUAUUGCAUCAAAUGUUUUUAACUGGAACUUUUCACUCGGAGCUGUGUAAGCAUCUUGUUACCAAUGAUGUCUUCAUUGUAAUAAUCAUGACACAAAUGGACACAGGAUUUUUUUUUAAUAAAGAACCAUGAUUCAUAUUGACAUUCCAAAAU
Molecule: messenger RNA, 2809 nt
Organism: Osmerus eperlanus (European smelt)
Lineage: Eukaryota; Metazoa; Chordata; Actinopteri; Osmeriformes; Osmeridae
Product: tropomyosin alpha-3 chain-like
Exons: 9
Coding region: 530-1276 (248 amino acids)
Biological process (GO): muscle contraction; actin filament organization
Cellular component (GO): actin filament
Molecular function (GO): actin filament binding
Source: RefSeq, a predicted model, not a curated record